AUGGCGACGGAGCAACAUGAUUCGCGACUCUGUUUAGCAUCGAUUCUGGAGGAUUUUCUUAAACAACGAAACCUUCGAGUUAGCGUUGGUGUGGAUUCGUGUUCGAAACAUGCCGAUGAAACUUUUGUUGGAAGAGAUUUGCCAGCAGAUCCUUCAGACUUGAAAAGGUAUGAAGCAGCAAGAUGGCUAAGAAACACACUUGGUGUAGUUGGAGGAAGGGAUUUGCCAGCAGAUCCUUCAGAGGAUGAUUUCAGAAUUGCACUGAGAAGUGGUAUUUUGCUCUGCAAUGUCCUCAACAGAGUUAAACCUGGUGCUGUACCAAAAGUCAUUGAAGCUCCAAAUGAUCCUCUUGUUAAUCAAGACGGUGCGGCUCUAUCUGCAUUUCAGUACUUUGAGAACCUUCGGAACUUUCUUGUCCUCGUGGAGGAAAUGGGUAUUCCCACAUUCGAAGUCUCCGAUUUUGAGAAGGGAGGUAAAUCCGCAAGAAUUGUUGAGUGUGUUUUGGCUCUCAAGUCAUAUCGCGAGUGGAAGCAGAGCGGUGGAAGCGGUUCAUGGAGAUACAUUGUGAAUUCAAAGCCAACCAUAGCAAAACACUACAAACGCAAAGACUCAGAAGCACCUGUGGAUGCGAUCACAAGUAGCCCCUCUAACGCUCAGUCCAUCGAACAACCUUUGUUUGAUCAAUCUGAUUCUAAUACCAAAAAUGGAGGAACUGCCAAUUCAAUAGAUGCUAUUGUCCGUGCGGUUUUUUCUGAUAAAAAGCAAGAAGAAAUUCCCGGUAUUGUGGAAGAUAUGCUGAAAAGUGUCAUGGUAGAAUAUGAACGUAGAUUGGCUACACAGAACGAAUUGCUUCAGAUGAGCACUGGGAACAAAAAUAAGCUUAAUCUUGGCGAUCUUGGGAGAACUACUUCAGGCAGCGAGGAGAUGCUAAGUGAUGCUUCGUACGGAGGAGGAAAUGUGACAAAGAUGGUAAACAACAACAUGGAAGCUUCACAAGAUGAUAAUGUCGAAGAAUCGAAAAUCCGAGAUCAUGAAGUCUAUGUAAUUUCAAAAGACAAGACCGAGAAGCAACAAAUGAUACUCGACAGGCAGCAAGCUCAUACUGAGGAACUGAAACACGAUCUAAAGGCUGUAAAAGCGGGUCUCAGUCUCUUGCAGAUGAAAUACCACCAAGAGUUUACAAGCUUAGGUGAGCAUUUGCAUGGACUUGCUUAUGCAGCUACAGGAUACCAAAGAGUUCUUGAAGAAAACCGAAAACUUUACAAUCAAGUCCAAGACCUCAAAGGGAGCAUAAGGGUUUAUUGUCGAGUGAGACCGUUCUUGCCUGGGCAAACAAGUGUUUUAACUACAGUAGAUCAAAUAGAAGAGUCAACUAUAUCAAUUGCGACACCUUCAAAGUAUGGAAAAGAAGGUCGAAAGUCAUUUACUUUCAACAAAGUGUUUGGCCCUUCAGCAUCUCAAGAGGCGGUGUUUGCAGACACUCAACCUCUGAUUCGGUCUGUUCUUGAUGGUUAUAAUGUUUGCAUAUUUGCUUACGGCCAAACAGGAUCCGGGAAAACUUUCACCAUGAUGGGACCUAAUGAGCUGACGGAAGAGAGCUUAGGAGUAAACUACAGAGCAUUGAGUGAUCUCUUUCAUCUGUCAAGUGUGAGAAAAGAAACGUUUUCAUAUAACAUUUCAGUUCAGAUGCUUGAAAUCUACAACGAGCAAGUCCGAGAUCUCCUUGCCACUAAUGGCCAAACCAGCCGAUUAGAGAUUCGAAACAGUUCACAAGACGGAAUUAACGUUCCAGAGGCUACAUUGGUUCCAGUUUCCACAACGUCGGACGUCAUUUGUUUGAUGAAUCUUGGUCAAAAGAACCGUGCGGUCAGUGCCACAGCCAUGAAUGACCGCAGCAGUCGCUCUCACAGUUGUCUCACAGUACAUGUUCAAGGAAGAGAUCUGACAUCAGGAGCCACUCUAAGGGGUUCAAUGCAUUUGGUUGAUCUAGCUGGAAGUGAAAGGGUCGACAAGUCUGAGGUCACUGGUGAUAGGUUGAAAGAGGCACAACACAUCAACAAGUCUCUCUCUGCUCUCGGGGACGUGAUUGCGUCUCUUUCUCAGAAAAACAACCACAUUCCCUAUCGCAAUAGCAAACUCACUCAGCUGCUCCAGGACGCGUUAGGAGGACAAGCGAAAACGCUCAUGUUUAUUCACAUUAGCCCAGAACUAGAUGCUCUGGGAGAAACACUCAGCACCCUGAAGUUUGCAGAGAGGGUGGCCACUGUUGAACUCGGUGCAGCUCGUGUCAAUAGAGACACUUCUGAGGUUAAGGAACUCAAAGAACAGAUUGCUAGUUUGAAACUUGCGCUGGCGAGAAAGGAGAGCGAAGCAGAUCAAACGCAGCUCCCAAGACUGCUUACACCGGAUAAACUCCUUAGAAAAAAGUCACUAGGCGUUUCUUCUUCAUUCUCUAAAUCAGCAAACACAAGACAGUUCCUAACAAAACAUAAGCCAUCACAAACUGAUGAUGUCAACAGCAUUGAGGGUCAAAGUGACUCUGCAUCCAGCGUUGACUUACAAGGACUAGUGAGUUCACCGUCAUGGAAAAGCCCGUCGAUAGAUGGGAAAGAUGAAGAAACGGAGUUUAUGUCAGGUAGUGAAUGGGUUGAUAAACACGAGGACGAAAUCACGCGUAAUAGCAAACCUGAGAACAGAUCGCAGACAGAGCUUGAUAAGCGAUUGUCUAGCAUGAAACGUGAACCAUCACGAGGUGUAGACAAUAAUAAGUGCAAUACUGUAGAUAAAGGAUUUGAGGUAAGGAAGAUUCCAUACGAAGAAGAAGCGAACGAGUCUGACGAAACAAGCGAUUGCUCCGAGAGUAACUUGAUGUGGCAGUUGAAUGUUCAAGUGAAUAUGCCUAGAGCAGCCUCUAAUGGAUCUUUAGGUUCGUCAGCUAAGCUCAAGAAGAGUCAAACAAAAACCAGUAGAGUUGCUGAGACCAAGAGUAUGAUACCUUCGCUAAUUCCGGCGCCAACGAGGAGAUUAUCGCUUGGGGCUAUUAACUCACCAGGACAACCCUCCUCAAGGCAUAACACAGUAGUUGUGAAGAAGAGACAAAAUCCCAAGUAAAUAAUAAUGAGAAGGAAUUAUAAACAUUU
Messenger RNA from Eutrema salsugineum, 3140 nucleotides. Its product is annotated as kinesin-like protein KIN-14H. The transcript has 19 exons. Gene Ontology annotation, molecular function: ATP binding; microtubule binding; microtubule motor activity. Gene Ontology annotation, biological process: microtubule-based movement. The record is from RefSeq and is a predicted model, not a curated record. Bases 1 to 3111 code for a protein of 1036 amino acids. NCBI's taxonomy places the organism in Eukaryota, Viridiplantae, Streptophyta, Magnoliopsida, Brassicales, Brassicaceae.